Messenger RNA from Diceros bicornis minor, 6857 nucleotides. It is a transcript of the gene CCDC88A, whose product is annotated as coiled-coil domain containing 88A. Bases 418 to 6597 code for a protein of 2059 amino acids. The record is from RefSeq and is a predicted model, not a curated record. Gene Ontology annotation, biological process: cytoskeleton-dependent intracellular transport; cytoplasmic microtubule organization. Gene Ontology annotation, molecular function: microtubule binding; dynein light intermediate chain binding. NCBI's taxonomy places the organism in Eukaryota, Metazoa, Chordata, Mammalia, Perissodactyla, Rhinocerotidae. The transcript has 32 exons. Gene Ontology annotation, cellular component: cytoplasm; centrosome.
AUCUUACGUGGUGUUUCAUUUAGCCCACGUUGAGAUUAAUUCAUUGGGGGCAGCUUCGCUGGUCUGCCUCCUCCGGGAGCUGGGCAAUCUUGACGGGCUUUUUGUCUGCUGCUCCAGCCCCUUUUCCCUUCCUCCUCCUCCAGAUGCCUUUUCUCUGCCCCUCCUCGCCCGGUACAGACAUUUCCAGCUCAGACUGCCGCUCGUGGCUGCUGUCGAAGCCACUUCUCGGGAUUUCGGCUCGUUUCCCUCUGGGGUGUUUUUUGGGGAGGCAGAGUUUUCCCCCCCUUCACGAUGGGAUUUUCUUCCCGUGUCAAAAUGGACUUGCAUUGAUUUCUGCUUACUUUUUCAACGUUUAGUGACCAAUUCCCUAGGCGUAUUUUUGUGGUAGUUCCUUUUUUCAAAUACAUUAUCUGUAAAAUGGAGAACGAGAUUUUUACUCCCCUUCUGGAGCAGUUCAUGACCAGCCCCUUGGUCACUUGGGUUAAAACGUUUGGAUCCUUGGCUGCAGGAAAUGGGACCAACCUGGAUGAAUAUGUGGCUUUGGUGGAUGGGGUAUUCUUGAACCAGGUCAUGCUCCAAAUUAAUCCUAAAUCGGAGAGUCAGCGAGUAAAUAAAAAAGUCAACAAUGAUGCAUCACUUAGAAUUCAUAAUCUAUCCAUUUUGGUGAGACAGAUAAAAUUUUAUUACCAGGAGACUUUGCAGCAAUUGAUCAUGAUGUCAUUGCCAAAUGUCUUAAUCAUUGGCAAAAAUCCAUUUUCUGAACAAGGCACAGAAGAAGUUAAAAAGUUGCUUUUACUUUUACUGGGUUGUGCAGUUCAGUGUCAGAAAAAAGAAGAAUUUAUUGAAAGAAUUCAAGGUUUAGAUUUUGAUACAAAAGCAGCAGUUGCCGCACACAUUCAAGAGGUGACCCAUAAUCAGGAAAAUGUGUUUGAUCUUCAGUGGAUGGAAAUGACUGAUAUGUCUCAGGAGGAAAUAGAACCACUCUUGAAAAAUAUGGCAUUGCAUCUAAAAAGACUUAUAGAUGAGAGAGAUGAACAUUCAGAGGCUAUAAUAGAACUCUCUGAAGAACGGGAUGGUCUUCAUUUUCUGCCCCAUGCCUCUUCCUCUGCACAGUCACCCUGUGGUUCUCCAGGCAUGAAGCGAACAGAAAGUCGACAACAUCUGUCAGUGGAACUGGCUGAUGCUAAGGCCAAGAUAAGGAGGCUUAGGCAGGAAUUGGAGGAAAAGACUGAGCAAUUGUUGGACUGUAAACAAGAACUUGAGCAAAUGGAAAUAGAACUAAAAAGGUUGCAACAAGAGAACAUGAAUUUGCUUUCGGAUGCUCGUUCUGCAAGAAUGUACCGAGAUGAAUUAGACGCACUUCGAGAGAAGGCAGUCAGAGUUGAUAAACUUGAAAGUGAAGUCAGCAGAUAUAAAGAGAGGCUACAUGAUAUUGAAUUUUAUAAGGCAAGAGUUGAGGAAUUAAAAGAAGACAAUCAAGUUUUAUUAGAAACAAAAACUAUGUUGGAAGACCAAUUAGAAGGAACUCGAGCUCGUUCUGAUAAAUUACAUGAAUUAGAAAAAGAGAAUUUACAACUAAAGGCUAAACUGCAUGAUAUGGAAAUGGAACGUGAUAUGGAUAGAAAAAAGAUUGAAGAACUAAUGGAAGAAAAUAUGACUUUGGAAAUGGCACAGAAACAAAGUAUGGAUGAAUCAUUACAUCUUGGCUGGGAGCUGGAACAAAUAUCUAGAACUAGUGAACUUUCUGAAGCACCACAGAAAUCCUUGGGCCAUGAGGUGAAUGAGUUGACAUCAAGUAGAUUAUUGAAGUUGGAGAUGGAAAACCAGAGUUUGACAAAAACUGUAGAAGAGCUUCGGAGUACUAUGGAUUCUGCAGAAGGCAACACUUCCAAAAUCUUGAAAAUUGAAAAAGAAAAUCAAAGACUGAGUAAAAAGGUUGAAAUUCUUGAAAAUGAGAUUAUUCAAGAAAAGCAAAGUCUUCAGAAUUGUCAGAAUUUAAGCAAGGAUCUAAUGAAGGAGAAAGCUCAGCUUGAAAAAACAAUUGAAACACUUAGAGAAAAUUCAGAGAGACAGAUUAAAAUAUUGGAACAAGAAAAUGAACAUCUGAAUCAAACUGUGUCUUCCUUAAGGCAGCGCUCCCAGAUAAGUGCUGAAGCAAGGGUGAAAGACAUUGAAAAAGAAAAUAAAAUUCUCCAUGAAUCUAUCAAAGAAACAAGUAGCAAGCUAAGCAAGACUGAAUUUGAAAAAAGACAAAUUAGAAAAGAAUUGGAACAUUAUAAAGAGAAAGGAGAACGAGCAGAGGAACUUGAAAACGAAUUGCACCAUCUUGAAAAAGAAAAUGAAUUGUUACAGAAAAAGAUAACCAAUUUAAAAAUUACUUGUGAAAAAAUUGAGGCCUUAGAACAAGAAAAUUCAGAGCUAGAAAGAGAAAAUAGGAAAUUAAAAAAAACAUUGGAUAGCUUUAAAAAUCUUACUUUUCAGUUAGAAUCCCUAGAAAAAGAGAACUCCCAACUCGAUGAGGAAAACUUAGAACUGCGAAGGAAUGUGGAAUCUUUGAAGUGUGCAAGCAUGAAAAUGGCUCAGCUACAACUAGAAAAUAAAGAACUGGAAAGUGAAAAAGAGCAACUUAAGAAGGGUUUAGAGCUCAUGAAAGCAUCUUUCAAGAAAACAGAACGCUUAGAAGUUAGCUACCAGGGUUUAGAUACAGAAAAUCAAAGGCUACAAAAAGCUCUAGAAAACAGCAAUAAAAAAAUUCAACAAUUAGAGAGUGAACUACAAGACUUAGAGAUGGAAAAUCAAACAUUGCAAAAAAACCUAGAAGAGUUAAAAAUAUCUAGCAAAAGACUAGAACAGCUAGAAAAAGAAAAUAAAUCAUUAGAGCAAGAGACUUCUCAACUAGAAAAGGAUAAAAAACAACUGGAGAAGGAAAAUAAGAGACUCCGACAACAAGCAGAGAUAAAAGAUACCACGUUAGAAGAAAAUAAUGUGAAAAUUGGAAAUUUGGAAAAAGAAAACAAAACCCUAUUCAAAGAGAUUGGUAUUUAUAAAGAAUCCUGCAUUCGUCUGAAAGAAUUAGAGAAAGAAAAUAAGGAGCUUGUGAAAAGAGCAACUAUUGAUAUAAAAACUUUGGUUACACUACGUGAGGAUUUGGUCAGUGAAAAAUUGAAGACCCAACAAAUGAAUAAUGAUCUUGAAAAAUUAACUCAUGAGCUUGAGAAGAUAGGGUUAAAUAAAGAGCGACUCUUACGUGAUGAGCAAAGUACUGAUGACAGUAGGUAUAAACUUUUGGAAUCAAAAUUAGAGUCCACUCUAAAGAAGUCCCUUGAAAUAAAAGAAGAAAAAAUUGCUGCUUUAGAAGCUCGAUUAGAAGAAUCUACAAAUUUUAACCAGCAGUUGCGCCAAGAACUUAAAACAGUGAAAAAGAAUUAUGAAGCUCUCAAACAGAGACAAGAUGAGGAAAGGAUGGUACAGAGCUCUCCUCCGACUUCUGGUGAAGAUAGCAAAUGGGAGCGAGAAAGUCAAGAAACGACUAGAGAGCUUCUGAAAGUUAAAGAUAGAUUAAUUGAAGUAGAAAGAAAUAAUGCUACACUGCAAGCAGAGAAGCAAGCACUGAAAACUCAACUGAAGCAACUUGAGACACAGAACAAUAAUUUGCAGGCUCAGAUUCUUGCACUUCAGAGGCAGACAGUGUCAUUGCAGGAGCAGAAUACUACUCUUCAGACACAGAAUGCCAAACUUCAGGUUGAAAAUUCCACCCUUAAUUCCCAGAGUACCUCACUUAUGAACCAGAAUGCACAACUCCUAAUCCAGCAGUCUUCCUUAGAAAAUGAAAAUGAAUCAGUAAUCAAAGAGCGAGAAGACCUGAAAUCUCUCUAUGAUUCUCUGAUCAAAGAUCAUGAAAAGCUGGAACUUCUUCAUGAACGGCAGGCUUCAGAGUAUGAGUCUCUCAUUGCUAAACAUGGAACACUAAAGUGUGCCCACAAAAAUCUUGAGAUGGAACAUAAAGACCUUGAAGACCGUUACAAUCAGUUACUAAAACAGAAAGGACAGUUGGAAGAAUUGGAAAAAACACUGAAAGUGGAACAAGAGAAAAUGCUGCUUGAAAACAAAAACCAUGAGACUGUAGCUGCAGAAUACAAGAAACUUUGUGGUGAAAAUGAUAGAUUGAAUCACACAUAUAAUCAGCUUUUAAAAGAGGCUGAAGUUUUACAAACUGACCAUAAAAACUUAAAAAGUCUUCUAAAUAAUUCCAAACUGGAACAAACAAGAUUAGAAGCUGAAUUUUCAAAGCUAAAGGAACAGUACCAACAGUUGGACAUCACAUCCACCAAGCUAAAUAACCAGUGUGAGUUGCUAAGCCAACUUAAAGGAAAUUUGGAAGAAGAAAAUCGUCAUCUACUAGAUCAAAUUCAGACAUUAAUGCUACAGAACAGAACACUAUUGGAGCAGAAUAUGGAAAGCAAGGAUCUUUUUCAUGUUGAACAAAGACAAUACAUUGAUAAGUUAAAUGAAUUAAGACGACAAAAGGAGAAAUUAGAAGAGAAAAUUAUGGAUCAAUAUAAAUUUUAUGAUCCAUCUCCUCCUAGAAGGAGGGGCAACUGGAUUACUCUAAAAAUGAGAAAAUUGAUAAAGUCUAAGAAAGAUAUUAAUCGAGAACGUCAGAAAUCUCUAACAUUAACACCUACCCGCUCAGACUCCAGUGAAGGAUUUCUUCAACUCCCCCAUCAAGAUAGUCAAGAUAGUUCUUCAGUAGGUUCAAACUCUUUAGAAGAUGGCCAAACUCUGGGGACCAAGAAAAGCAGCAUGGUUGCACUGAAAAGACUGCCCUUUUUGAGGAACAGACCGAAGGAUAAAGACAAAAUGAAGGCCUGCUACCGUCGUUCCAUGUCCAUGAAUGACCUGGUGCAGUCCAUGGUCCUAGCAGGAGGACAGUGGACAGGUAGUACUGAGAAUUUGGAGGUUCCUGAUGAUAUUUCAACGGGUAAAAGGAGAAAAGAAUUGGGAGCUAUGGCCUUCUCUACUACAGCCAUCAACUUUUCAACUGUCAACUCUUCUACAGGCUUCAGAUCCAAGCAGUUGGUUAAUAAUAAAGAUACUACAUCCUUUGAAGAUAUAAGUCCACAAGGUAUUAGUGAUGAUUCUAGUACGGGAUCAAGAGUUCAUGGAAUACAGGACAUUAACUGUGCAGAUGCUCAUAUUUCUCCUGUUCGUGGCAUAUCUGCAAUGUGCAGGGUUCCUUGUCUGAUCUCUUCUUCGAGACCAGCCAGCCUUGAUAGUGGCAGAACAUCCACUAGCAAUAGCAAUAAUAAUGCUUCAAUCCAUGAAGUAAAAGCAGGUGCAGUUAAUAUCCAAAGCAGGCCACAAAGCCACAGCAGUGGAGAAUUUAGCCUGCUUUAUGAUCAUGAGGCUUGGUCCAGCAGUGGUAGCAGCCCAAUCCAGUACCUGAAAAGACAGACCAGAUCAAGUCCAGUGCUCCAGCACAAAAUGCCUGAAAUACUAGAGAGUCGAGCACAUCACAAGAUCAAAAUUGGUUCCCCUGGAAGUGAAGUUGUUACUCUACAACAAUUUUUGGAAGAAAGCAACAAGCUUACCUCAAUACAGAUGAAGUCCUCCAGUCAAGAGAAUCUUUUAGAUGAAGUAAUGAAAAGUUUGUCUGUCUCUUCUGACUUUUUGGGAAAAAACAAACCAGUUAGCUGUAGUCUGGCCAGGUCAGUAAGUGGAAAAACCCCAGGAGACUUCUAUGAUAGACGGACAGCUAAGCCUGAACAAUUUGUGAGACCUGGUCCUCGAAAGACUGAAGAUACCUGCUUCAUUAGUUCUCCAGGAAAACCUACACCAGGCACUCAAGGGAAGCUAAAAUUAGUAAAAGAAACUUCUCUGUCACGACAAUCAAAAGAUAGUAAUCCUUAUGCCACUUUACCUCGUGCAAGCAGUGUGAUCUCUACUGCCGAAGGAACUACUCGAAGGACAAGCAUCCAUGAUUUUUUGACCAAGGACAGUAGAUUACCUAUGUCAGUUGAUUCACCACCAGCUACUGCUGAUAGCAACAUCACUGCAGCAUCUAGUGAGUACCGUUUACAUCAGUGGUCCUCUCGUACACUUCACAGUCCAACAUAUCCUGUAGGUUAUCAUGCACAAAAUGAUUUAGCUACAGAUAAGCCGGAGUCUCUCUAUGCCCACGCUAGAAACUCAAGAACAGAAAGGUCACAUUUUCUAAACCAAACUUUUGCCACUAUUAAUGCGUCUGAUGAUGCAUUUGGAGUAUCAGAUAAAGAUAGCAUAGAGUCAUUUACUGUGGUUCAUCUAUCUCAGCCAUUUUUAUCCCUGAAUACAGAAUUAGUUAGUAACAUAAGUGGGUUACCUCCCAGGCCAGUCAUCAGAGUAACUGACCAGACUUCUGCCUCUUUGGAUAAAGCUGCACAGAAAGAUAAUGAACAGUUUUCUGAUAAUCAGAACCUUAAUAACAGUAACCCACAGUCUUCUGUAGAUGGCAAUAAUCUUAUCACUCCAGCAUGCCUCUAUCCUGAUGACACAGAAGCUGCAUUUUUGGUUUCUGAGGAUAAUCAAACUGUUUGGUAUGAAUAUGGUUGUGUAUGAUCAAAACUGCACAAUAUAAUACCGAUGUCAUUUGAUAUGCAACGUGCUUCUCUAAUCUGAUUUGAAGAGCUGCUGUCAAAAAGUAUCAUUUGGCUAGGUUUAUAUUUUUAUUUUUAAAUGAUGGCAUAGUGUUCAAUUAUACAUAAUAGCAUGUAUAUAAAUGUGAAUGUGUAACCACACCAAAGCCUGCAUGAAUAAAUUGCAUUGUACAUGUUCCGCAUGACUUUAAAAACCUUAGCAAUACAUGCUCCUCUUUCAUA